Molecule: messenger RNA, 7526 nt
Organism: Bufo gargarizans (Asiatic toad)
Lineage: Eukaryota; Metazoa; Chordata; Amphibia; Anura; Bufonidae
Gene: SGCD
Product: sarcoglycan delta
Exons: 10
Coding region: 322-1188 (288 amino acids)
Biological process (GO): cardiac muscle tissue development; heart contraction
Cellular component (GO): sarcoglycan complex; sarcolemma
Source: RefSeq, a predicted model, not a curated record
GGAGAGGGAGUGCUGACUGAUCAGAGGCCGUCCUGCUCCCGGGCUACUCAUGGACUUUCCCGGAGCCUCCGGCCGCUGCUUCUGGAUAGCUGGACCAUAGACAGGAGAGCGGGCUUCUGGCAGGUACGGGGCCCCUGCGCAAUGGAUGCCUUGUAGCUGAACUACAUAGGACCCUUUGUUUUCUUAAGGUGGCACAGAUAUAGACCCCCCUCUGGGACAGUGACGAGUCUUGUAUAGAAACUAUAACUUACAUCUUUCAACCGUCCUACGUCUAGAUGCUUUGAUACAGAUUCUGCCCAAAGCUGAUUAGGACUGAUCAAGAUGCCUCAGGAACAGUAUGCUCACAGGAGUACGCUCUCCAGCACCGAAGGACCCCAUGUGUACAAGGUGGGGAUAUACGGCUGGAGGAAGCGAUGCCUCUAUUUCUUCGUUCUGGUCCUUAUGAUACUCAUACUGGUGAACCUCGCCAUGACCAUCUGGAUCCUCAAAGUCAUGAACUUUACUAUUGAUGGAAUGGGUAACCUGAGAAUCACAGAGAAAGGUUUACGGCUUGAGGGAGAUUCUGAAUUCUUGAAACCUCUGUAUGCCAAAGAAAUCCGCUCCAGGCCGGGAAGCCCGUUGUACCUUCAGUCAGACCGCAAUAUAACUUUCAAUAUUCUCAAUGAGGAUAUGAAGCCCGUCACUCAGCUUGUCACAGCAGCGGACGGUAUUCGGGCACGAGGGAAUAAUCUUGAAGUGAUGUCAAAUGAAGGAAAGCUACUGUUUUCAGCAAAUGACAAAGAAGUGGUUGUUGGAGCGGACAGAUUGCGCGUUUUAGGUGCAGAAGGAGCUGUAUUCCCAGCAUCUCUUGAGACACCUUAUGUUAAGGCUGAACCAUUCCACCACCUACGGUUGGAAUCACCGACGCGGACUUUAACCAUGGAGGCACCAAAAGGAGUCGAGAUAAAUGCAGAAGCUGGUGGGCUGGAAGCAUCUUGUAGAACAGACUUACGACUAGAUUCUACAGAUGGAGAGAUCCAGUUAAAAGCGGCUAAUGUAAAGCUUCCACAGCUGCCGCGAGGAUCUUAUUCUGCGUCUGCACCCCGACAAAAUGUAUUUGAGAUCUGCGUGUGUGCCAGUGGGAAAUUAUUCCUAUCACAAGCCGGCAGUGAAUCCACCUGCCAGACAAAUAACAAUAUUUGUCUAUAAGAGACUGGAAAGCCAAACUCCAAAGACCAGGAGUACGACUGUAACCAGACACAGGAAGCCUCAGAAAAAUAUGUGUGUGUGCGUGUGAAUAUAUACAAAAUAUAUAUAGAUAUGUAUCUGUAAAUCUAUUAUUCUCCCAUGAAAGAGAUGUUUCAGUGCCAGAAGCUCAGGGUGACCUCCAGUCGUCUUCCCUCUUGACCAUAUUUUUUACGUUCAUGAGAAAACCCAAAGAAAUACAUCCUUGCCCACCACAUAAAGCCUGUCAUUUGUACCAUAACACGCAGCAUCCUGAUACAUUUUCAGGGUUCUUGUUUGAACACAAUUUUUUUAAAAUUUACCAAAUUUGAAUAAUUCUAUUUUUUUUCUCAACUUGUUCAGUUCAGCUGUAGUUCAGUAGCGAAGAAGGUGUGACUAAGAUAAAAAAAAACUGUGUCAGACCCAAGAACUGGGACAUGUUGACAGACGAAUGAAAAAAUUAGAGAUCACAUACAGAGAUAUUACAAAAUGUUUGAAAAUGUAUCUAAGAUAGGUAUGAUCCUUUUUUUAUGCCAUUCUCUGCUUAGAUGAACACCCACAAUUAUGGUGAAAAAUGAUCUCCUAGAGGGGUGUUCCAUAAGGUAUAAAGUAAUGAAAAACUGUCUCAGAAACAUCUGGUCAAGAUUAUGGGUGGUCUUCACAAGGAGGUGGCCUUAUGAAGAGGUUUUAAUUUAUCUAAAAUAUCUUAAUCUAUGAAAACAGCUUCUUGAGGCACCUCUACUGACAGUGCAGAAAUUGUGCUUUGGAAAAUAUGCCAGUCAAUCACUAAUACUCACAGGUCAUAUGGAUCACAUUUUCUCAGACUACACUAAACAAUUUAUUAUUACUGGAUAAACAUCAAAUUACACUUCAAGAUAUAUAUGAAUUUGAUCUUUGCCUAAUAAGAUGUCAUCAUGUCAUCUUUUUCAAAUGCUGGUUACCAAGGAAAUGUUUUCCAUUCUAUAUAGAAUUUAACCUAUGACCUAUUAUCACCUUCACCGACUCGGCCCAUUGUCUGACAACUGAAGGUUUGAUGAACUCCAUAUACAGGGUGUUUUUUUUAACAAAGCCAGAAAAUAUAUAGGUUCAUUAUGGUUGUCUUUCUUAUCUACUGACCAGCAAAUUUUGUUCAUAACCUCUGUUGGGCUUCUUUCUCCUUUUUAUGGUGCACUUAUUUGUUGCAUCCCACAAAUCCCAGAAAUAAAUUCUUCCAUUUACCCAUAUGGUCACCCAGAGCCAUGUAUUAAGGAGGGCACUGGACUGAGCCAUCUCUGAUCAAAGAGGGGGAAAUGUGCCUAUGCCUUAAGACAAUGCACUCUGCGAGGAAAAGCACAGAGGGGAAGUUUCUGAUUUAAUUGUUUGCUGUCCUAUGUUCAUUUUAUUUUGUUUUCAUAGUUGGGGGGUGUAUGUGUUGUAUGGUGAAUGAGUGAUGACAAGUGAAAAGAUUUCUUAUAACAAGAAACUAUUUUGUAUGAUCAAUAACAUUACAGGUUACUAGAUGAAUAUGCUGCUACAGUCUCAUUACCUGGCUAUAGGGCACUUACAAGAUGACUCCUAUCUUAUGACUUUGGAAUGAGGUUGAAGUCAUCCUUCCUCUACGUUAUCAGUUACCUUCACUCAUAUUACCUUCUUGAGAUGAGAUCAUUAUGAUAAAUUUAGAUGAGUUGUAUAAACCCAACAUUAAAAGGGUUAUCCAGGUUGAACAGCGAUCCUGUGCCAUGGUCACUUCCAGGAUAACGUGCUGUACACUGGGUAUGUGAUCCUAGCACGUGAUCCUAGCCUAGAACCCACAGUGCGUGGUUGUUAGUCUGAAUCUUUCGCUACUUCUGUGUUGAGAGAUUCAGACUCACGCACGUGUUAGUGGCCGCCGCAAGGGAUCACGGAGCAACCCUUCUAACUCCUUUAAGGCUACAUCUCGUAAGUAACUCCAGCAUUUUCUCACAUUCAUAGUUGUAAAUAUUUUCAUAACAUGACAAAAUUUGAUAAAUUUAAGAUGAUAUAUUUUUUUUAGGAAUGUGGAGUUUUGGGUGUGCCUCCUGUACUAUAGUCAUAGAACCGUGGAGCCUUUGGGGAAACAGAAUUUCUAUUAUGCCAUAUAAAAUAUUCCACAAUAUACAAUAUAUAAGUUUAGCCAAUGUAUAGAAACUUUGGGGAGGAAUUUAUCAUUCCCCCCACACCAUGUGUUUUUGACUUUUUAGACACCACUGUUACAAAAUUUUGUCGCAAGUGGUGUUUAUAAGUCAGUCUCACCCCCUUCCAAAAAGCUGGAUGUGAGGGGUGGUGAGGGGCCAGCAGGCCUCCACAGUUUUUUUGUGUAAAUGAAGACAGAAAUCUAUGGCAGCUCCGAGUUGCCGUCAAUUUCUGUUUAGGCACACGGACUUCCGGAAGAUGCGUCUAGUAUAUGACAAGGCCUACGCCGGUCUAUGAGGAAUCCCCCUUAUGUUUAGAGUCACUUAUUGUAGAGAGGAAACUUACACUUUUGUACAUCUGUAAGAUGCUUGGUCUUAUCAUUAGUGUUUUGUAUUACAGCUGGCAGGCUGGUUGUAGGAUAAAAGGUUCUAUUCUUGGUAGAUAACUCCAGUGAGCUAAUGUAGAUGUUCUAAUGAGUUCUAGGGUCUAGCUUCUCCCACAGCAAAAAAUUGUGUCAUACAGGUAGAAAAACAAAUUUGUAAGAUACUCUGCACUCAAACUUGGUGCUGUUCAUGUUGUGUAGCUUCACAAUACUGUGCUAGCCAAUUGCUGGCUGCAGUGGGGAUAUUGUAAUAAAUUACGAUUAAAUUUAGUCAUGCGAUAUAGUAAAGCACUGCUUGACAUGUCAGUGAUGACAGCGGGGAUCAGUGUAGGAACCACAGCAGCUGACCAUAAUGGAUGGUAAGGGUCUGCCAAUCUCUUAAAAUGGAUCUACUGAAGUUUUUGUCUUGAAGAAACAUCAAAGCUUAUAAGAUGUGGAGUUUAGUUAAUCAAGGUAUAGGAGAUAUCCAUUGUCAAAUGUACCGAGAUGGAGCUAUAGGUAGGAACAUACACACUCAAGGCAUAUGUCCUGCUAGUUUAUACAACUUCUGCCAAGUAGGGAUACAUUUGGUCUUCAGGACCAGAGUGAAUUUUGCCCAUAAUAUCAUAUAUCACUUCGGAAAAGUGACAUGAGCAGGGAAAAGUCACAGAUUUUGUUGCAUGCCAUUUUGCAAUAGUGGAUCAUAUAUAUGUUAAUAAAUGAGCCCCACAUUUUGAAAAUUUUGUGACUAUGAAAGUCACAUUUUCUUUACUUACAGUGAAAUUUGUAGUUUUACGUUUUUCUUUAGGGGGCAUUUUUGCAAAAAAAGAGGAGCCAUAUUGUCACCUUUGAAUUAUCUUAUCGGAAACUAAUGGUAAACUAUUCCUGCGAUCUGUCAUUAACAAGAAUGAUAAGAGAUUGAGAAGAAGAUAAUGAGAAGAUUGUUGAAGUACAACAACCAAAAUGGCUGUACUUCUGUUGUCAUUUUUGCAAAUGGUCGAUACAACUGAAUCAGAAAAAGCCAAAAUCUCUGUAAAUAAAUAAAACAAAAUUACCAAACUUUGGCUGCUGCUUCCCACGAUGAUAUAUGUUAGUUGUAUGUUUUGGAUGAAGAUCCUCUUUACACAAGGAUAAUGUGGUCAUUGCCCUACCUUAUAUACUAACAUUACGUGGUCUGUGGAGAGGAAGAGUCCUCCUCUGGUUUAUAUUGGUGAUGGGGCCUUAUCUAAACUAAGGGUGCCCCAUCUCUACAGACCUCAGAAGAGCCAGAGGAGUACCUCAAUGAUGUCUAUGGCACAUGUGCCCUUAUAUUUGAGGGGACUUUGGUGUAGCAUAUCACAUUCUAUAACAGGGAUGUCAAACUCGUGGCCCUCCAGCUGUUGCAAAACUACAACUCCCAUCAUGCCUGGGCAUACUACAGCUAUCAGGGAAUGAUGGGAGUUGUAGUUUUGCAACAUCUGGAGGGCCAUGAGUUUGACAUCCAUGUUCUAUAACAUCUUAGCUUCUAUCCAUUUUACUUAUCCACAAAAAUGAGAGUUGGCCAUUUAUUUUCUUAACUACAAGUGUAAAUUUUUUCUGCUCUUUUUUAUUAAUGUACAUAAAAAUGGAAAUAAAAUUUUAAAGGCUUCAUUAUGCUGUUUAACCUUUUUACUGACAGCCAACAUAUUAUAUUUCUGGCACAUUAUGUUAAGUUGAUAUUCACAUCUCUAAUGCAACAGGCUCCAUACACAGAAUUAAGCACAUUUCGAAUCACAACUGAACAAAAGCCAAGUUUCAUUUAGAGGCAAUUUUUCUGAUAUAUUUUCAGAGAAAAAAAAAGAUCUUCUUGCAGAGUGUCCAUAGAUUUGUGGACAUAGGUCCCACAGGUUUAUGAGUCAGUACCUGGUUCCUGAUUGUAUAUUUGCCCCUAUAAGCUUUAUAGAAAUAUUCACUUUUUGAAGAAAUAUCACUGGAUUAUGAUUUCGCCCAUAGAUACAGUUGUGUAUGUCUUCAUAUAAUCCCUUGGGUAUGUACUAAACUUGCAAACCAUGGAUCUCCAGCAUAACACUUUAGUGUGAGCGUGUGUAUUUGUGUGUCUGGGAGGUUUGCAUUACUAUUGGGCUUGGUUUAAAACCUUAUUAUCUUGGUUUGAUAUUGAAGUUGGAUUUAUAUUUCCCUGUAGAAUGAAAAUUACCAAAUGAUAGUCUAUGAUUUGUCCCCUUCUGUCAAGUUGUUAACUUAGUUCUUUAAUGAUAUCUGGGCUGAGAAACAAUAUGGCUGCUGACACAGCAACCACAGACUACUGGGUAUAAAAUCUGCAUAGUGGUAUGGACAGGAUACGUAUUGCUACAUAACAAGGCAAAAUGUUGAACAACCUGAGAUCCUGACCCUAUUAGAGACAGGAUGGAACAAUUAUUGCAAAUAUGCCAAAUCAACCAUGAAAGAAAAUUCUGUGACAUUACCACUAUAGGCUACUUUCACAUCUGCACUUUCCCUUUCUGCUAUUGAGAUCUGUAGGAAAACUGGGCAGUAAGUGUUCAAUUUCCCUGCAGCACCAUCACAGGGGAAAUUAGGUAUUUCAUGGUAAUAUUAGGCUGCCCAUAUACUGUAAUGAGAAAAGGUGUCAGGUCCUCCAAAUUUGUAUUCAUUCCCCACUAAAUCAUGGGGGUCCUAAACAGGCAGCCCCCUCAGAUAUUAACUUAGAUUCAUCUAGAAUUCAUCGUAGAAUUCAUCUAGAAUUAGAGAAUUUGAAAAACACCCAACAACCUUUUAAAAUGGACAUUGUACCAGUUUGCUGUUACCAACUCAUAGUCAGCUGUAGUCAGUUAUAUUGUUGAGUAGGUCCAUUCUUAAAAGCCACCAAAGUAACCUGUCAUUUACGUACAUACUCAAUGAACUGCCAUUUUGGGGCCAAAUCUUUAUUUUUUAGAAUGUACUUGUACAAAAUGUUAAAGAGUAACUCCACUUUUUUUUACAUUUCAUAGUUUAAAUGUACAUAAAAUUUAGCCAAUACUUUGCCUUACUUUUCUUGUACCAAUUUUCAGUUCUGGUAUGUCUUUUUCACAUCAUAUCCACUGCUGCUGUCAAACUUUUGCAGUUUUUUUCUUGUAGACAGACUUCAGAUUAUCUGCCUGUCACUGACAUAUGACUUGACAACUUAUCACCAAGGCUAGGCUUCCAAAUGAACUUUUGAUUGCAUAGUAGUUGCAGACAAUCAUGCAUCAUUUUAUCCGUGGGGGGAAAAAAAGUUGUGGACACCCUGCGGCAAUUCCAACCAUUCUUAAUAUAGUUACACAAUUCUUUCUACCCUAUGGAAGCAAGAUUAUAAAAUGGUUAUUGUGACCCACCAUUUUGCGAUAACCAAAAGUUGCUGGGGGCCAUAGUAUGUAAAUUUGAGCUCUUAUGUGUCAGGAAACCAACAAGCAACAUAAUUUGAAAGUUAAAAAAAAGUUCAACCUUAAAAGUGGAGUUUCCCUUUAAGAACCACUGAUACCAUUGCUUUCACUGUUUCAUAGUGUAUUAAUGGUACACUGAGAUGUGAUUAUGCUCCAACUUGGUAAAGCUCAUACCCUCCCCAUAUGUAACUUUGUCUGCAUCUUGGUUGUGUGUGACUGUUGAAGUGAUGACGGGGUAACAUAUACAGCUUUUUUGGGGUUGUUUUGUAUUUGGGUUAUCUGUGAGUCUGUACUCACUCUAUGCAAAAUUUUUGUAAGCAUUUGCAAUAAUGCUCCGUAUAAUAAUAAGAUCUUUUAACUUUAUUACACUUUCUGUACAAGAAUAAAAAGUGAUUUGUAUUUAAAUGAUUUCAAUUUCAAUCUUGUAAGACCUCUUAAUAAAAUAACGAUUGAUAAGA